This is a messenger RNA of Chiroxiphia lanceolata (lance-tailed manakin), 2263 nucleotides long. RefSeq names its product zinc finger protein 239-like. Bases 192 to 1151 code for a protein of 319 amino acids. Gene Ontology annotation, biological process: negative regulation of transcription by RNA polymerase II. NCBI's taxonomy places the organism in Eukaryota, Metazoa, Chordata, Aves, Passeriformes, Pipridae. The record is from RefSeq and is a predicted model, not a curated record. The transcript has a single exon. Gene Ontology annotation, molecular function: DNA-binding transcription repressor activity, RNA polymerase II-specific.
UCGGGAGCGUGUGGGUGACACUGAGGGAGGAUGGAGCCGGUCCCGACGCCGCCUCCGGUGCCCUGGAGCCGGGAUGGGCCGGGUGGGAGGACGCAGCACCUGGCGGGGCCGGGGAGAGGAGCGGGAGCGGCCCCUGAGUGAACGUGUCAGUGUGUCUGGAGCAUCCUUGUGUCCCGGCAGGUGAUGGGAGCAUGAGUGACAGUGAGGGGGAUCUCCGGCGGGAUGGGCUGGAGGCAGCCCAGCCCUGUGGGGACUUUUUCAAGAGGGCAGCUUCUCCUCCGGGCUGUGACGGGGACGUGUCCCUUCUCCCAGACACCGGGAGGGAGAAGGCUUCUCGCCGCGGUUUCCAGAGGCGCAAAGAUGGUGUGGUGCAGCAUCGGGCGCUCCUGGGGGAGAAGCCCUAUAUCUGCAUCGAGUGCGGAAAGAGCUUCGGCCGCAGCUCCGACCUGACCCGCCACCAGCUCAUCCACAGCGGGGAGAGGCCGCACGUGUGUCCCGACUGCGGCAGGAGCUUCGGCCGCCGCUCCCACCUCAUCCAGCACCGGCGCGUCCACACGGGCGAGCGGCCGUACCCGUGCCGGCACUGCGGGAAGAGCUUCAGGCAGAGCGCCCAGCUGGCCCAGCACCAGCGCAGCCACACCGGCGAGAGGCCUCACGUCUGUGCCAUGUGCGGCAGGAACUUCUACCAGAGCUCGGGGCUGCUCCGCCACGCCAGCUCCCACUCCGGAGAGAAGCCCCAGAGCUGCCCCCAGUGCGGGAAGGGCUUCGGCGACAGCUCCAACCUCACCGCCCACCAGCGGCUCCACACCGGAGAGAAGCCCUACAGGUGUGACGACUGCAGCAAGUGCUUCAGGAAGAGCUCCAAGCUGCUCAUCCACUGGCGUGUCCCCACCGGGGAGAAGCCCUACCUGUGCCCGGACUGCGGGAAGGGUUUCAGCCAGCGCUUGCACCUUGUCCAGCACCAUUGCACCCACACUGGGGAGAAGCCCUACAAGUGUGCCGAGUGUGGGACCAGCUUCGGUGACAACUCCACCCUCAUCCGUCAUCGUCGGACCCACAGUGGGGAGAAACCCUUCCAGUGCUCCGACUGUGACAAGAGCUUCACUCGCCACUACUACCUACUGUCCCACCAGCAGGGGCACGCGUGGUAGGCAGCAUCCCUAGGUGUGCUCUGGGUGUCAUCCAAGGUCAUCCCGGUCCAGGCCUGUCCAAAAUGUGCCUGAGGUACAAGGGGGUGGACAAGGGUGUCACUACACCAGAUACAGAUGGACAAAGUGAUGCCUUUGGCCCACGUUGCCCUUUUCAGUCACCUCCUCCCAGCGCACCCUAGGCAUGGACAGAAAGAGUGCAGAGGUUGCAGUGGGUAGUUCUGCAUCCCAAGGCUGCAUCCUCCUCUUUCCCUGGUACUAGAAUCAGAUGCCACCUGCCACGUGGCCAAGGUGCAGAUGUUUUGUCACACCUCUGGGUGUCUGCCCCUUCACAACAGCUCUCAGAGCAUUUAUUUUCCUUCCUACGUGCUUUGUGAAGUGCUGUGUGUACUUAGCAGUGCUCUAUAAAUUAAAAGGGUUGACAUGCAUUUAUUUCUGAGGUCUUUAUUAACUUAUUCUAAACUAUGCCAAAUCACAGUGGCCUUAGGGUUCCCAGCUGUUCACUAGCAGCUAGGAUUGGACUGCUCACCAGUGUAAGCACAUUACUAGAGUUCCUUUCCACAUCCAUUGUUGGUUUUCCCUGUUCAGUGUCACUUGGCUGAAAUAAUUCAUUUCCCCUGGCCUGGCUGCCCUUUACUGUUUGUGCUCAUGUAGCUUGAGAGGAGAAUCUGGGUACCAACUCUGCUUUUGCUGCUGCAGAAGCUACAGGGUAUGUUCCUCUUCUUCCAGGGAUUUAAUCACUUUGCGGGCACUGACGAGCCAAAUUCAGAAGGUACUGGGAAUGUGCAAAAAGGCAAGAACCAGAAGGCUCCCUCUCACAGCAGCCAGCUUGCUGACUUCUCUACCAGCCCUCUGCUCCCCCAGGGUCAUAGUGGGAAGCUACUGGAAAAUGCAAAUUAGCUGCUGUAAUUCCAGCAGACCAUCCCUAGCACACCCCAUCCCACACUUGUGGGCACCAACUGGUGCCCAGAUGCUCCCACCAGCUGUGGGAGCUGUGUAGAAUACUGUAAAUUCCUGGUGUGCUUAAAAACUGCAGUGAGACUGUGGCACUUCGGAAAUACCUAAGGUAGACAAAUGAAUGAAUGACGUCUCUGAAAUAAAAUCACCUUGGUGUU